AUGUACCAGAAAUCAAUCCCUCUAGUACUGUUGCUAGUACAGAAUGUUCUCGGUCUGCCGGCAGGCAAUGAGCACUCCGAUGUUACCGAUAACGGCGUGGAUGGAGUCUCCGAGAAUACCAAUAACGGCGCCUAUGGGGCCUCGUAUGGAUCUACAAAUGCCGACAUUGGUGGCAAUAUCGCUCCCUCGGCCCAAAAUGCGAUCAAUCCCCAAAACGCAGUUGGGAAUGGUCCUUCUCCGAAUCCCCCGGUCAAUCCACCAGGUCCAGCCUAUGGGAGUGUCAUCAAUCCUGUGGGCUCUCAAGAGGUCAUAACUUCAACAAUUAUAGUAACUUGGACCACGGAUAGACCUAUUAAGCCAACAAUGGCCUCAAAUGACAUUCCGAUUGACCGAGGGCAUUUCAUCGAGGCAAAGGCGGAUCAGAGAGGCCCAGUCCAGGCUCCUGAUACUCUUAAUGGCCCAGCCGCCCCAUCAGCCAGUGUUAGUGAUGCCGCAUACUCGUCCACGCCAGGCAGUGUCACUGGGGGCGCCGCUUCCUCAAGCCACGUUGUUGAUACUUCGUCCCAGUCUACCGCUCCUGUCAUCCCUGCGGGCAAUAGCAAUGGUGCUUCAAUUACACCAGGCUCUGCCUCGCCCCCAGACGCAACUCCUUCAUCGAACGCCGGAGACGAGUCUCCUGACACCACGACAGACGAUGACACGAUCCCUCCUAUAACAAGGGCACCACGCCUACCAACGUUCUCGGAGGCCCCACCUCAAUUCUCCACCAUGAGAAUUGAGUCUAUGGCCAACCAAAACGGCCUUCUAAGAACCGCGCUAAACGGGAUUCAAACCAUCCUUCCGGUGAUUGACGGACUGGGAUUGCUCGGAAUUGAGAGUGAGGGUACAUAUUUGAACCUGCCUGGCUUGCUUGACGCAAUCGACAUUCCCUGUCUAUUCCGCUGCAAUACACCCCCUGCACCUGCAAGCCCUCAGCCCGGAGCUGUUCCUCAAGCCCCCGCAGCCGCUCCACCAGUAGCAGCCCCUGCAGUCGCCGGUGCCCCAGCCGUUGCUGCUCCUGUCGCUGGCGGUGCUGUUGGCGCUAUUGGCGCUGGUGCUCCAGCCGCUGCUGGUAUGACUGCUGGAGGCACUGAAGCUGUUGGUGGAGCAGUCGGUGCUGGUACCCCCGCUGUUGCUGGAGCUGUUGCUGGAGGUGCUCAAGCUGCGGGUGGCGCAGUCGGUGCUGGUGUCCCCGCGGCUGCUGGUGCGGCUGCUGGUGUGGCUGCUGGAGGAGCUGGAAUUAUUAGCGGAAUAUUCGGCGCUGGUGCUGGAGCCGGUGCUGGAGCGCUUGCUGGAGGUGCUGAAGCUGUUGGUGGAACAGUAGGUGCUGGUGCUCCAGCCGCUGCUAAUGCGGUUGGUGGUGGUUCUCAGGGGAUUGCUGAUGCAGUGGGUAAUGCCCCAGUCGAAGCUCCGCAAGCUCCAGCGGUACAAGCACCUGUGGCUCAAGCGCCUGAAGUUGGCGGUGGCUCAGCGAAUAACCCUCUCUUAGGCUCACCCGGUAGAAGUCUUGCUAAAGGGAUACAACAUGGCAUUGAAAAUGGCCUUGAUCAAUCAGGAGGAAUGACCGAGUCAAAUAAUCUGCCGGCCCAAUCUCUAGACGGGCAUGCCAAUGACGCGAUGAACAAUGUGGGUCCGCAGCCAGGGUCAGACUCUAUCCAGAAUGCCCCGGUCAAUGGAAUGGACAGCGGUAAUGCGAACGAUCUGAUUUACCCCGUGGCCGCUUCCAGUUCACCUCCGCCAGAGCCUAUUCAAAGUGGAUUAACAAAUGGCAAUGGAAACAACAUGUACCAACCUGCGGCUCCUAUGCCGGUUAACUCUGCCCAGGCAAUUCCUGUCCAGGAUGGGCUACAGCGAGGUAUUAAUGACAAUAUGGCUCCGGCUGGAGGCUUACCACAACCGAACCAAGGCCUGACCGGCUCCGGUCAACAUGGCCUAUACAAUGGGUACGGCAACAACAUCGCUCCCCCAGCUGGCUCUAUAGUACCAAACUAUAUCCAAGCGGGUCCGCCCCAGAAUGCCGCGUAUAUGGGCAUGGACAACAAUAUGAAUAACGGUAAUAUCCAGCCAGCAAACAACAUGGGCCAAGCUAUGCCUCCCGCAGGCGCAACGAUGAAUUCCUUCCUCAAUGGCGCACAGGGCCCCCCGGCGGCGGGGCAGAUGAUUCAACCCAAUGCGGUGCAGGGAGGGCCUAUGGUCGUACCUGGGCAAGUGAACUACCCAUCUAGUGGCCCGUUGGUGAACGCUGGACCAGUUCCCAUAUACGGCGGGGCCAGCAGUAGGCCUCUAUUCCCAGUAUCAACGAUGAUUACGCCUGGGCCCUCGCUCAUCCCCAUGGGUACUCCUACGCCCACUCCUACCGCAGCAUCGUCUAAUGUGCCGCCACCAGUUACGACGACACAGCCCAAUGGGGAGGUCGUGUCCUGCGCCUCAGGAAAGUCCCCCGACGGCGACAAAGCAACAGCCGAGUGCGCAGGAGAAACCAAGGUAAUCUCCACCGUGGAAUCCAUCGCCUCUUCCUAUUCCGCCGCGCAAUCUGCUUCUACAUCUCGGAUGGCAGAAUUUGUGUCGUACAUGGGUGCUGUGCAUGCAUCGGCUGCCGCAUCGAAGUCUGCUUCCGAGGCCGCCGAGGCCUCCUGGACUUCCGCUGCGGCGAAGCCAUCUGCCUCCUGUGAUAUAUUGAACGACAAUGGAUAUAACACGGUUGUAUUUAGGAUUGCUGGUAUCAACGGAUGGACUGAUGGGCAGUCGUUCUCUGACACCCUGAGGAAUAAAUGUCACAAAAACGGAUUCUUCGUGAAUUUCAGAAUCAAUGAUUACCUCUGGUACAAGCAUGAAAAGUCACAAUUCGAAGGCAGAGAGCGAAACACUGAGAAGGUUACGUUCGCAAUGACCGGCUUCAAGAACGGCUGUGUUGAGGAUGCUAUUCGGGAGGCCGGUGGACCUAGCCAUACUUGCGAUCAUAAAGAGGGGGAUAAGUUGCCGCCGAAGAAUCUGCAAGAGGCAAAGGACGCCGGAGAGAACGUUGAUGAUAUUCUCAUGAUACCUUUGAAAACGUAG
Messenger RNA from Aspergillus pseudonomiae, 3096 nucleotides. RefSeq lists its product as uncharacterized. The record is from RefSeq and is a predicted model, not a curated record. Lineage: Eukaryota; Fungi; Ascomycota; Eurotiomycetes; Eurotiales; Aspergillaceae. The transcript has a single exon. Bases 1 to 3096 code for a protein of 1031 amino acids.